Messenger RNA from Sander lucioperca (pikeperch), 1039 nucleotides. Its product is annotated as Fc receptor-like protein 4. Gene Ontology annotation, molecular function: transmembrane signaling receptor activity. Bases 84 to 776 code for a protein of 230 amino acids. NCBI's taxonomy places the organism in Eukaryota, Metazoa, Chordata, Actinopteri, Perciformes, Percidae. The transcript has 6 exons. The record is from RefSeq and is a predicted model, not a curated record. Gene Ontology annotation, biological process: cell surface receptor signaling pathway.
AAUUAGUGUUGCGUCAACAGCAUAAAAUAAGCCACAAAGGAAGUGCCACUUCUCACCUGCUUUCAAUACUUGCAGUGAGAUACAUGGAGGUCACAGCUCUCCGCAUCAGACUGUUGAUCAGUGUGUUGUUCCUGCUGUGUGCAUUUAAUCAGAAAGCCUAUUCAGUGUUUCUUCGAGUCGACCCAAACAGGCUGCAGUUCUUUGAAUAUGAGCCUGUAACGUUCCAUUGUGAGGGGGUCAAAGGGCAAGUACUCUCAUGUAGAACUACUAGUAGGCAGGCAUCCAAACAUGUUUCCUGUUACAUUAAAAAUAUUUUUCUAGAAGACAGUGGAGAGUACUGGUGUGAGGCUGAAGGGGGGGAGAGAAGCAACAGCGUCAACAUCACUGUCACUGACCAUUCAGUGAUCCUGGAGAGUCCUGCUCUUCCUGUGAUGGAGGGAGAAGCUGUGACUCUGAGCUGUGGAAACAAGACAGCUUCUUUCAUUCUCCAAACUGAUUUCUAUAAAAAUGGCCACCUCAUCAGUAGCAGCUCAACAGGAGAGAUGACCCUCCACAGUGUUUCCAAGUCUGAUGAAGGACUCUACAAGUGCAGCAUAUCUGGAGUUGGAGAAUCACCAGAGAGUUGGCUGACCGUCAGAGAGACACUAAAGGCAGUUCCUCCAGAGACUUGUCCGUCCUCUGAUGAUGCGUUCCUCAUCUUAAGAACCGUUCUCCCCCUGGUGAUGAUGGCUCCUCUGCUGCUGCUGCUGGGACUACUGCACUGUGGGAGACUCUGAGGUAAAUAACAAUAAGUCAUGUCCACUCAGGGUCUAGAAGCAGAUGUGCUGUGACUGAAUCGAGACGUGAGGAUUCUCAGAAGUCAAAUGAAGACGCUCUGCAAACGACAGUUUUAUUUUGAGCCGUGUCUACAUUUAAUAAUCCACUGUGACCAUAACUCUGACAAACCCUGUGCAGACUGACCACAUCAUCUCUGCACCUCAAUCAACACACCCUGUGGGGGAGUGGGAGUCUCACUUUCUGUUUGUAUUUUAUACAAUCU